This is a messenger RNA of Kalmanozyma brasiliensis GHG001, 1071 nucleotides long. Its product is annotated as Mitochondrial substrate/solute carrier. The transcript has 2 exons. Lineage: Eukaryota; Fungi; Basidiomycota; Ustilaginomycetes; Ustilaginales. The record is from RefSeq and is a predicted model, not a curated record. The coding region runs from base 1 to 1071 and encodes 356 amino acids.
AUGGCACAGAGUCAGCUUCCGCCCUUUGCCCAGGCCACGGCUGGCGCACUCGGCUCGAUCACCAGCAACACCUUGGUCUAUCCACUGGAUCUGCUCUCCACACGAUGCCAGACCCAAUCUCGCGGGCGAGAUGGCAAAGGAGGCUACCGCUCGAUCAGUGCGGCGCUGAAGGAGAUCGUGGACAAGAACGGCGUUCGAGGGCUCUACCAGGGUCUCGCUUCCGAUACACUCUCCAACACGCUCUCCAACUUUUUGUUCUUCUACUUUCGCUCCUUCUUCAUGGACUACAUCAAAGACCGCAAGAGGGCCAAGCUGCCACCACCGCCCGCGGGAGGCAAAGGCAAAGGCAAGGCGCCAUCCAUCGUCAUCACUGCAGCCGAGGAUCUUGCUAUUGGAGCGCUGGCAGGAAUUGUCUCUCGCUUCUUCACCACGCCGCUCUCCAACGUCACUGUUCGAAUGCAGACGUCCGCCACGCCCAAGGAAAAGACGAAGGAGCAGCAGGAGGCUCUCUCCAAGCGCAAGGAGACUGGUGGUGCCCAACCCAGCUCGGACAGCGAAUCGGACGACGAAGGGGGUUAUGCCGAGGCGGCGGGGAUCACGGAUGUGCUGCGCGAGAUCGUUGCCGAGAAAGGCUGGCUGGGUCUCUGGUCUGGCUUUGAAACGGCUGCAAUGCUGAGCAUCUCGCCUGCGCUGACGUUCUACUCGACCAACGCCAUCUCGACCAUGUUGAUACCCAAGGAGAAGCGCGAGAGGCCGUCUUCGCUGCAGACGUUCGUCACAUCGGCCAUCGGAAACAGUAUCUCGACCAUCAUUGUCUUCCCUUUGAUCCUCUGCAAGACACGACUGCAGUGGAGGAGCCCAACGGGUAGGAAGAUGUACAGGAACUUGCUGGAUGUGCUCCGGAAGACGGUGAGGAGGGGAGGACUGAAGGGACUGUAUCAAGGAUUGGACUCGCAGCUGAUCAAGGGGCUGUUUAGCUUCGGUACCACUAUGAUGGUCAAGGCACGCAUCGAGACGCUCUUUGUGCUGCUCUACCUGUCGAUUCGAAACCGUCGCCCUGCAUUGGCAUGA